AUGAGUGAAGCUGCUGAUUGGGAUAAAAAGGUUGUUAUUCGUAAGCGUGGAGAGCAGAUCAAAGUCACCAAAGGUAGCUCAGCUAUAAAUGCAGCGCGUAGAGCAGGCGUUGUUGUGGAGACAGAAAGAAAAACUACUGGUGGUACAAACAAAGGACACGUAAAUGCGGACCAUCAACGUAUAGCAAAAAUAGAUCGGGAAAAUGAAAUUGCACCACCUCCAAAGAUUAGUCUAUCGGUAGGAAAAGCAAUUCAGCAAGCGAGACAAGCUAAAGGUCUUAAUCAAAAGGACCUUGGUCAAAAAAUCAAUGAGAAAGCUAACAUUAUGGGUCGUACUAUUCCAAAUCAACAAGUUUUGUCGAAACUUGAACGUGUGCUUGGUAUCAGAUUACGAGGAAAGAACAUCGGUGAAACUCUUACAAAAUAA
Ambispora gerdemannii is the source of this 426-nucleotide messenger RNA. The record is from the annotation of a GenBank genome assembly. NCBI's taxonomy places the organism in Eukaryota, Fungi, Glomeromycota, Glomeromycetes, Archaeosporales, Ambisporaceae.